GCCUCUUCUCGCGCUAUUUGGAUUUUCCUCCCUUCACCCGGCCUAAACGGACCGCUCAGCCCAUCCCUCUCUACCUGGCUAUGGCCGAUCCCAAGUAUGCGGACCUGCCCGGCAUUGCCAGGAAUGAACCUGAUGUCUAUGAAACAAGUGAUCUCCCAGAAGAUGACCAAGCGGAAUUUGAUGCGUUUGCACAAGAGCUGGAGGAGCUCACGAGCACCAGUGUGGAGCAUAUCAUAGUCAACCCUAAUGCAGCCUAUGAUAAAUUUAAAGACAAGAGAGUGGGCACCAGAGGGCUGGACUUCUCUGAUCGGAUUGGCAAAGCCAAAAGAACUGGCUACGAGUCUGGAGACUAUGAAAUUUUAGGGGAAGGAUUUGGUAUGAAAGAGACUCCCCAGCAGAAAUACCAGCGUUUGCUGCAUGAAGUUCAGGAGCUGACUGCUGAAGUGGAGAAGAUCAAGAGCACCGUAAAGGAGUCCACGGCCGAGGAGAAACUGACACCGGUUGCCCUUGCAAAGCAAGUGGCUGGCCUGAAACAGCAGCUGGUCUCCACUCACCUGGAGAAACUGCUCGGGCCAGAUGCGGCCAUCAACCUAACUGAUCCCGAUGGUGCUUUGGCCAAGCGUCUGCUGAUCCAGCUGGAAGCCGCCAAGAGUGCUAAAGGCAGUCCUGCUGGUGGGAAGAGCCCUGCCAAAGCCCCAGCCGGUCAAGGAAACACAGUGACGUAUGAACUGCACUCUCGGCCCGAGCAGGACAAAUUCUCUCAGGCUGCCAAGAUUGCAGAAUUGGAGAAGCGACUGGCUGAACUGGAAGCUACUGUUCGCUGCGAGCAGGAUGUCCAGAAUCCUCUGUCUGUUGGUCUGCAGGGAGCUAGUCUUAUGGAAACGGUGGAGAUCCUGCAGGCCAAAGUCAGCUCCUUAGAUGUGGCAUCCCUGGACCAGGUGGAGGCAAGACUACAGAGCGUCUUGGGAAAAGUGAAUGAGAUUGCCAAGCACAAGGCCACAGUGGAGGAUGCUGACACCCAAAGCAAGGUGCAUCAGCUCUAUGAGACUGUGCAGCGCUGGAGCCCCUUGGCCAGCACCCUCCCAGAAGUGGUGCAGCGCCUGGUCACUGUGCGGCAGUUGCACGAACAAGCCAUGCAGUUUGGGCAGCUCCUGACCCAUCUGGACACUACCCAACAGAUGAUUGCAAAUUCCUUGAAGGACAAUGUUGCCGUGCUGACACAGGUUCAGAAAACCAUGAAAGAGAAUCUUGCUGUUGUCGAGGACAAUUUUGCCAGCAUCGAUGCACGGAUGAAGAAGCUUGCCAAGUGAAUCUCCUCAUCCCAGUCCACUCAGGCAAGGCCGAAGAGUUUGCCUGGUGUCUGAACAUGCACUAACCGCUCUGCCCCUUCCCCACCUCUUUACCUUUCCUUGUUUGCUCUCGGCAGUUCAGCUUUCAUGUAGGGCUGGGGGGCGGGGGCAGGGGGGCCGGCCCUCUGUCAGAAGGCAGACCUCGCCUUCCAGCGUUCUGCUGUCCGGGUAACAAUGCUGGCUGCAGAGAGCAGGGCUCUUUUUUGAAUUGGGGAGAUGGGGGAGCUGUGCUUGAGAGACAACCAUCCUUCGCGUACCUCCCCGUGCAGGGUUCCCUGGCCCAGAACGAGGGGAGCCUUUUACCUGGAAAGGUCCCUUACACCCCUCGGUCUGGCAUGGAGGUGAAUUGUGUCGUUGUAUAAUGAUUUACUGUCAUUAAACAUUUACGCUUA
Pogona vitticeps (central bearded dragon) is the source of this 1741-nucleotide messenger RNA. NCBI's taxonomy places the organism in Eukaryota, Metazoa, Chordata, Lepidosauria, Squamata, Agamidae. The record is from RefSeq and is a predicted model, not a curated record.